UCCAUAUUAUAAAAAUAGAAGUGAAUGACGGUGAUGAAUUAGUUUAAUGACUCCACAAAAAUAGAACUGCCCCAACGAAAUAAAAAGUCAAAAAGUGAAUUCGUAUGUAAGAAGUGGAAAAUGAAGAGCAACACUUUCUAUUAUUAUACUCUUCUCUCACACAAAUGCACGAUCCUCCAUUCUCCUUCAUUCUUCUCUUCGUCAUAUUCGUACCACCCAUCGUCGCUUUCUUUCUUUCAUCUCUCCGCAAAACACCCCACGCCACUCCGAAUCUCGCUUCCUCCGAUGAUGACCCGAACCCGUUGCUGGAGUCGGGUCAGGAUGAAUUGAAGAAGAAAAAGAAGAGGAAAGGCAAGAAGAAGAAAACGAAUGAAUGUUUGGAUUCGGAUACCCGACCCGAAUCGGAAUGUUUGAACCCGUUUACUUCUUCGAGUAGUGUUAUGCAGAAGAAGAUAAAACCGCACUAUGAUGAGCUUGUUAAAUGCAACCAUUCAAAUAAACUCACACUCUCACAGGUUGUACAGUUUGCAAACAGUUUGGUUGAUGCUAGGAGUGAGCUACAACACAAGGCUGAUCUGAUACAACGCAAGUUUGUGAUAACAAAAGCUUUACUAUGCAAAGCAGAAAGAUCUUCUUUUGACCGACUUCGACAACAGAUAUACAAGCUUGAAUUAGAGCAAAAACGAUUGGAAGAGGAUGCUUUUGUUUAUAAUUGGCUUCAACAACAGCUUGAACUCUCACCAGCAUACAAGAAGAUGCUUGAAAUUGGAGUUUCCAUGGAGAAGGAAAAAUCCUGUAAGUUGGGAGACAGAAGAGAUGAUGAAUUUUCUGACAUUUCUUUUGAAGAACUAUUGGCACAAGAAAAGAAGGAUUCAUUUUGGCAAAGAAAUGGGAAAUCAAGACAAAGUUCAAGCUAAUGACACUGCUAGUUUAGAUAACAUUAACUAGAGUUAGUUUAGGAUGUAAAUCCAAAUGCUAUUUCUGUAUUUUUUGGAUUGCCACAGGCAUGUCCUUUUUGGUUCUUUUCCUGUGCUGUUUUUUGGUGUUAUAUGGAAUGGAUCUAUUGCAUGCAACUGCGGCACAUCCGUAGUCGUCGGACUGACGGCCCAGAUUGCAUGCAAUUUUCACUUCAUGCAAUCCAGAUCUAUAUAAUUAUAGCUUAUAUUGCUUGAGUUUCAUUGAAUGGAUGUGACGUUCAGAUAUAUACUAUGAAAACAAACUUAUGAGGUUUUGUUUGCUGAGCUAAAAACAGAUGAGACUCUAAUGCUGCUCCUUACCUGGA
This is a messenger RNA of Cicer arietinum (chickpea), 1282 nucleotides long. RefSeq lists its product as uncharacterized. Lineage: Eukaryota; Viridiplantae; Streptophyta; Magnoliopsida; Fabales; Fabaceae. The record is from RefSeq and is a predicted model, not a curated record.